Molecule: messenger RNA, 3912 nt
Organism: Echinostoma caproni
Lineage: Eukaryota; Metazoa; Platyhelminthes; Trematoda; Plagiorchiida; Echinostomatidae
Source: the annotation of a GenBank genome assembly
AUGACAACCAAUAAAGAAAAGGACUCGGGGAAUAAAAUGCAAACCUCGUUGCUUUUUGAAGUGAAGGGUGUGACUGGUCUGUCCUCAGUCGGGGAGGAAUCAAAAUUUACCGUCAAAUUGGAAUACAACGGAUCUGUAGUGGGUGAAUCUCCCAAAGUGGAUCUGGUCGAUGGCAAUGCCAUAUAUCCAAAUCACGUGUUUAAAUACAUCUAUCCAAUAAAAGACAUCAGUGAUCUGGAAUUUUUGGUCAAUAAUCCUUUUGUUAUCACGGUGAACGAAUUCAAACAAAAAGAGAAGAAACAAAAGGAGAGCAAAAUAGAUUUGAUCGGUGAAGUUGCGUUCGAUUGUCUGGAACUGAUUCAAGGUAAACGUAAACUGAUUCACUCAUCAACCACACUGAUGAUAGGUGAAGUGUCUAUUGAAAAAGUGUUGCCACUUUUAAAACGGAUUCCGGCAAAUCACGGAUUAGAAGAUCCACAAGUGACAAUUGUCAUUUCGAUCGAUGGUUGGUCGAUUGGAAAGAAAGAGUUGGAAGAGUGUAACAUGCUGUUUGUUCACCUGGAUUCACUACAAUCGCCUCCGGAAAAACUAAGUACCAAGGACAGUACGUCCUCUUUCGUCACAGUUCUACCUCUGUGCAGUACAACUGAGUCGGAUAAUGUGAUUCAAUUUAACAAUGGCGCUACUCGUAUUCCUACCGAUAGUGACUAUUACGAGAAGUUACGGAGAUGGAAUCAACAGAAUCCGGCGCCAGGAGCCGUGGGAUAUAUUCCGGGAAGUUUUCAAGAUAACCGUUUUAAACUGAAUGAAGAAGACGGCGAUUUUCGCACCCCAGAAUAUGCAGCCUUUCGUCAAACUUGUGAUAUGGAACGACCGAAAAUUGUAUGGAAUCAGGAGCGUCGAUGCAUUUUAACAAACGAUUUGGGUAAAACUCGAAUAGCAGCACAAAAGCUUUGGCCUGUAGAGAUUGCCAAAUGGCAAAAGUCAUCCGCAACGAAAGGAAAAAAGGAUAAUGAGGCACCGCUAAGUUUUCAUGGUGUGGCAUACGUCAAUCUGACGCCCCUGAUCUAUCCCGGAGCAACCCAAAUACGUGGUGCUUAUCGCGUUGUUCCCUAUGUGGAAACUGAAUAUGUGGAGAAAGUGAAACGUCCCAAUAGUUUGCUCAUGGAAUCGCUGAAUGUCAGCUCAACAAUACCUGCUGGAUCACAAUUGAAUCCGAAGAAAAAUUCGACCAUUACGACCGCGAAGCAAGAACGAAAGCAACCCGGUAAACCUAUCCCUGAAGAACACGAGGCAGUUGAUGGGGAUACGGACCCGGUUGGACCACAACAGCCGAGCAGUGUGACCACUGAGCAGAACAGUUCACGACUGAACUCUGAGGGACAGUACGUGGAGGCCCAAUCUUUCAUUGUAAUCGAAUUUCGUCUUGCUCGUCCACUUGUACCAAAGAGGACAGCAGAGGAAGUGGAGGAGAAAAUUCAGAACUAUUUGAAUCAACGCAAACCCGUCCCAAGUCGUAUGCUGAGCGCCCAAAAAGCAGUAAGUGAGUACCACAAUCAGAUAGCGGAAGUUGCACGUUAUAUACUGGCGGAAUUCAGGAAACAUGAACUGUUUUAUUCGUUGAAUUCGACUGGAAAGUAUUUUGCAUUCAAAGAACGCUUGAAAUUUGCCGUGGUGAAAGUUGUGAGGGAGAAAUUCUUCCGGACGAAACCGUUUGACACACAAGAAGACUUACAAGUAUUUUUACGGGAUUUGUACGUAUUCCUGAUCGAUGAAAUGCAUGUUGGACUGCGUCAAGUUUUAAAACCGCAUGAAAAGUUUAUUCAACCGGAUGGAGUACAACUAACAAUUGAACAACUUCAUCGAUUUGCUCAAGAGACUCACAUAAUGGGAGAUUAUGAGUUGGCCAAACUAUACUAUCGUGAAGCCAUUGCUCGAGAACCAGGUUGUUCGGGCCAUUGGCUCAGAUUUGGCCAAUUUCAUCUACGAAACCGGGACUUGGAACAAGCGGAAGUGUGCUUCCAUCAAGUGUUGGAAUUGGAACCGAAGCAUCCAACGGGACUCAUACUCUAUGGGUUGGUGGCGGGUCUGGAGAACAGAGUGGAAGAGGCCACGGAUUUCCUCGAAGCUGCCGUUUUUGUGGACAAACAGAAUGUGAUUGCUUGGACAGUUCUGGGAUUGUACUACGAAACGAUUGCAAACGAUAUUGGAUCAGAAAUGGCUUUGAACGAGGCUGUUCGAUUGGACUCGUCAACGGGUUCCGCUGAGAUAACAAAGAAUGCAGAAACGGAAUCGGAACUGACCACCUCUCAGGGCCUACUUGUAGAUAAUCUAACCACAAAGCAUCACAAUUUAGCCGAUUCCUUGCAAGAACUCAAUCUUCCGAAAGAAGAUUCACAUCUUGAACAGAAAGAUCUGAUCGGAAUGGAUGGUUUUAAUGUUGAACAACAGGGAGUUUUGAACGAUGCCACCAAACCAGGAAAACCAGACAGCUUUGGAAGCCGAAGUUCCAGUCAACGUACUCGAAGACAAGGUUAUCCUGGACGAUCGUCACGAGGCAUGAAACCGUCAGCGAAAAAUACAAUCGUAUUUGGUUCGCGGGAGAGCUCACAAGGAAUUUCGCCACCUCAACCAUCACGCUCCAGUCUGUUCCUCCGCGUGGCGGAAUUUCUUUUGGAUAACAAUUGCUACAAUUUAGUAUCGACCGCAUUAGCGCACGAACUCAUUCAGCAGAAGAAACAAAUCAAUUCAUUCUUCUUAAAUGGACAACCAAAAUCGUCCGCGGAAAUUCUUCCGAGCAUGCCCGUGGAUACAGAACACACAGAAUCUCCAACAGCCUCACUGCUCGCCCUACCAAGCCGACCGGAUUGGCUUGUGCAACAAUUUGUCCAGUUUCAUUUAGCCCGUAUUCGACUGAUACUGGGCAGUGAAUCGACGGAUUUGGUAGCUGCCGAAUCGGAAGUGAAUUGGGUCACCGAUCUCGAUCCGCAGUGUGCUGAGGCGUGGGCACAACUGGGUCAUUUACGCUACUUGUCCGGGGAUUUAGAGGGUGCUCGUGAAAUGUACGAACGGUGCUUAGCCCUGACAACUUGGCCACCCGAAGACCCGCAUACCCUACGUCUUCGAUUAGGUACAAUUUAUUUGAAACAAGAAGAGUUCCAAAAGGCGAAACACACCUUCCUUGCCGCCAGCAAAGAAUCACCUACCUGUCUGACAUGGCUUGGUGUUGGUACAGCAUGCUAUCGGCUUGGUGAACUGGAUAACGCGGAACAGGCGCUGAUCGAGGCGAACUAUCUAAAUAAUCGCAACCCUACUGUUUGGGCUUAUUUGUCUUUGAUCUGUCUGAAAACAAUGCGACAAACGGAGGCCGAACAAACGUACAAGUAUGCUAUCAAGAAUUACAAAUCAUCUCUCAAACACUCCAAAGACCGAAAUGAACUGGAAACUGGAGAGCCUAAGCAUGUCACGAUUCUCACGGAAGAGGAUAUAUUGCCGAGAACCGAUCGAAUUCUAAGCGCUGACCCAACAAUGCUCAAAUCGAUACUAAAAACAUCUCUCGGAUUGGACCAGGAUGCGGAGACCAUAGAUAUACCUAUCAGUCUGGAAGAUGAACGAAGAGUCUCCUCAGUCACGCUGGAGAUGCUGAUGGAACGGGAAGAGAUUGAUAUACAUCCGUACGGUCGAGGAGGAAUAUACGAGGGAUUAUUGUACAAACGAAGGGAGAAUGAAAAACUGAACAUUAUUGCUAUCGUCAUCUGGAUCAUUUUUUCCAGUUCCGUCGUAAUGAUCUCAUUGGCUGUGGUGUUUGUGGCAGAACUAUCCUAUUACCUGCAUUCGGAAGAGACAGCGGAAGAUCGAGAAGCCUAUUGUGCUUUCUUCAAAACGUGCAAAGAAACCUCGAGCGGCUCCUGA